Molecule: messenger RNA, 954 nt
Organism: Aricia agestis (brown argus)
Lineage: Eukaryota; Metazoa; Arthropoda; Insecta; Lepidoptera; Lycaenidae
Gene: mRpL9
Product: 39S ribosomal protein L9, mitochondrial
Exons: 5
Coding region: 110-865 (251 amino acids)
Biological process (GO): translation
Cellular component (GO): ribosome; mitochondrion
Molecular function (GO): structural constituent of ribosome
Source: RefSeq, a predicted model, not a curated record
CCUAAAAAUUAAAAAGAUAUAGACAUUUUAAAAACAGUACCUAUUUAUAGAUUUGUUAAUUAGAAUCAUAAGUGGAAACAAAUAAUACUGCAGUUGAAAGUGUAAAAAUAUGUUUGGUAUACGAAAUGCUUUUAAUAAAGUUUUAUCUCCAAGUUAUCUUCGACAACAAACAAGAAACACUUUCGUUUUGAAAAGAAGAUUACCACCACCAUUACAUAAAAAAGGAGGCAGACCAGAAAAACUUAAAGGAAGACAUUUUAUCUAUGAAUUAGUUGAAGAUACAGCAGUAAAAAAAAAGGAUGAUGUAAAAGUUAUUUUAAAUCAGUUUGUUGAUGGAGUUGGCAACGUUGGUGAUAUUCUAUCACUAAGACCAACAGUAGCAUAUCGGGACUUUUUGAUGCCAGGCCUUGCUGUCUAUGCAAAUGAAGCAAACAUUUCGAAAUAUAAAGCAGAUGAAAGUAAGCCAAUAGAUAAUGUAGAAUUCAGUUCGCCAUAUGCACAAAGAACUAUGGGCUGCUUAUCUCGGUUAGUUCUCCAAAUAACAAUGAGUAAAACACAACCAUGGACAUUAGAGCCUUGGCAUGUUCGUGCGUCAUUCAGGAAAGCUGGGUAUGUUGUGCCGGAGAGUGCUAUUAUCAUGCCAAAAGUUGCCAUCAAAGGACCUGAUCUAUCUUUACAAGAAAAAGAAUUCCUAGUAACAGUAAAGAUCAACAACAAAGAAGAGGUCAAUGUAAGAUGCAGAAUUCAUCAUUGGGCUACAGGUUUGGAGAGAUUACCCCAUCUUCCAUUCCAUUGGAAGAAAACAAUGGAACCUCUAAUACCUGAACAAGCUCCGAUUUUAGAGAAUAUGCCUUUAGCCAAGUAAUAGCUUUUGUUAGUAAGUCCCUCAUACAUAUUUACUAUAAAAUUUUUCAAUUACAUAAAACUAGUAUUUAAAUAAAAUACAUAACUAUA